Molecule: messenger RNA, 1623 nt
Organism: Talaromyces stipitatus ATCC 10500
Lineage: Eukaryota; Fungi; Ascomycota; Eurotiomycetes; Eurotiales; Trichocomaceae
Exons: 3
Coding region: 113-1075 (320 amino acids)
Source: RefSeq, a predicted model, not a curated record
CAACGUCCACUUACUCAAAUAUUCUCCGUCUGUCUUUCUUUGCAUAUACAGUUGGCCUUGGUGAAGUCGCAUUCUACAGUUCGCAGGCCGUCGGCUAUUGAAAGUUGCCGUCAUGGCGGACGCUCUAUGUGGCCCAUCAAAUGCGCUGCAGAACUUUCAAAAACAUACUGCUGUUGAUCGGACUCUACAACAGGAUCGUAUAGUGAAUCGUCAUCCAUCUGCUCAGGGUUUCCGAUCACAACAUCACAAUGCCGCCGUCCUUGAUCCCGAGUUUGAAGCUUUUGAGAAUAAUCUUGCUGGAAAUGCGGUCCCUCAAUUAAGACCUGGCGGCCCUGCUUUUGGCGCUCCAAUCCACUCACAACCGGUACCUGCAUUCGCUGCGACUGAUGGCGGCCACUGGGCGUCCGAUUUCCAAAAGCUGCAAGUUUCUGGCCCCUCUACAAACAUCCAACAAGGUCAUAUUAUGUCAAACCAGGCAUUCCGUCCAGCUACUAUCAAUGGCUGGCAAAAUGAAUUCAUGCAACAUCAGCAACAUCAACCACAGCAGAACAGUCAGCCCCAAUUUCGACAGGGUCCAAUGACGAGUUUUCAACCUUCUUUCAUGCCGAAUUACCAAGGCAUGAAUGGUAUGGUAGCACCUGCACCGCCAGACCAAGGAUCAUUACAAACGACAUCCACUGUCCCAGCGGUUUUUGACGAAUCCGCCUUUGAGGCUGCUUUCAACCAAGCCCAAGCCGACAUGCAUGAGCAUGAGAUGGCAGUUUCUGAGCAACAUCAAGUAUUAGGAGAAGAUAUACAGUCAAAAGAAGUUGAGCUUACGGUAGAAGCCGAAUCCACCGAGCAAAUACGAAUAGGCUCUGAUUUGAUUGGAGUUACGGAUGAAACGCCUGCUCAGGGCCGUAAAGAAGACCCUGAUGAACUGGCGAAAACUGCGGGUCAUCUUCUCGACAGUGUGAGCCAUGAUACGAGUCAAAAAUUCAAGGAAAGCAGCUUUCUCGCCCUAAUGCGUCGCAUCCGAGAUCGCGAAGUACAAAUCGAGGGCGACGAGUUUCGCGAAGUCAGUUCCCUUCCGUAAAUUUUCGUAUAAUAAUGAAAAAUUUCAUUUUCUCGGAAGGGUGGCAUUGCCGCCGGUAUUUCUCAUAUAUCUGUGUCAUCCACGGCCGUGCUGAUAAUUCUCAUAGAUACAGCAGCCCUUACACCCAGGUGGAAAGGAUUAUCCUGGAAAACGCAAGGCUGGAGGCUCGGCCCCCAAUCAGCUGCGCCCAGAAUAGCAUCAGGAUCACGACACAGAACGUUUUGGCGGGUUUGCCGCUGAGAUGACAGCAUCGGAUGGAGAUAUACCCAACACAGUCGGUUUGCGCACUUUUAGCGAUUCGAUACCCCAGAUUGCUUCGUCAUCUAGCCCAACGAAUGCAGAUGGACUUAGCACUAUGCGUUCUGCCAGUCAUUCAGAACACAGAGCGCUCUCUUCGGUGAACUGCAUUUUUAUACCAUAUGAUGGUCUUUUCUGAAGUUUCAUGUAUGUAAUAUUCAUGGCACUGCGUCCAUUUUGCAAGCGAUCGAAAAUAGUAAGCGAAGGAUGGACUCAUUGCCUACAUACGCAUGAAUACAUUGGUUUGUGAC